This is a messenger RNA of Paramacrobiotus metropolitanus, 2478 nucleotides long. Its product is annotated as mothers against decapentaplegic homolog 4-like. The transcript has 2 exons. Gene Ontology annotation, molecular function: RNA polymerase II cis-regulatory region sequence-specific DNA binding; I-SMAD binding; DNA-binding transcription factor activity, RNA polymerase II-specific. Gene Ontology annotation, biological process: cell differentiation; BMP signaling pathway; anatomical structure morphogenesis. Gene Ontology annotation, cellular component: heteromeric SMAD protein complex. Lineage: Eukaryota; Metazoa; Tardigrada; Eutardigrada; Parachela; Macrobiotidae. Bases 193 to 2148 code for a protein of 651 amino acids. The record is from RefSeq and is a predicted model, not a curated record.
GUGUAUUCAAGCUGUUCUGAAGCGUGUUAGUUUUAGUUUGGAAUUCCUUUUCACUGUUUCCCAUUUUAAUCCUUUAUCAUUUCCCAUGUGUACUUACCUGGCACUUAAUUUAUGGUUUUUCGAGUGUGCUUUCAGUUUAUUUCUGUCAGCUGUUAAAAAGGCUGGAGCGGUUUGCAGCAAGCCGGCGUGAAGAUGUCGCGUUCUGCGUCCAGAUCGAACUCAGCCUCUCUGGCGUUCUUCGAGGCCAUUGCUGAACUCUUGUCCAAAUCAGCGUUAUCAUGUAAUGGGGAAACCGCUGGAUGCGAGCCGAGCCCCUCCACCAGCGCAGCGCUCCUGUCGCUGCUGAAGAAGCUGAAGUAUCGUCCGGGCGAAGCGAACCCGCUGCUGGACCAGCUGCACACGGCGCUCUCUAGCAAAGGCACCACACCUUCUGACUGCGUGACCAUUCCGCGCACGGACGACGGGCGCAUGCAGCUGGCGGGGAAGAAGCGCUUCCCCCACGUGCUCUACUGCCAGAUCUUCCGCUGGCCCGGCGUGCACAAGAAUGAACUGCGCCACGUGCCUGCCUGUCGCUACGGAUACGAUACAGCGGCCUCCAGAGAGCACAGCCUCGUCUGCGUCAAUCCGCAUCACUAUGAACGCGGGCCCCUGCUGACGCUGAGCGCUGCCCUAUCAGGCCUCGGCGAGGUGGAUGCAGGUCGACUGCGAAAGGAUUCGACGGUGUCGGAGCCUUCUUGUACAAUGGAUACGCCGCCGGCUUUGACAGUGGCCGCGCCGCCGCCCGCCCGUGGAUUGGCGGGACCGACGGAUUCCGCUCCUGCUAAACGUGCCAGAAAGCAUUCCGAUCGUUCCAGUGUGUCGGAGGGGUUUCCGCCGUGUUUGGAAAUAACGCCGCCGGAAUCACCCCAAGUUUUCAGUUCGGUAACCAAAGAGUCGAUGGACGAUAUUAUAGAGUUGCCGAACACGCCGGGAAGGUCGGACAGUUGCCGGCCGCGUGUUAAUGCCGCUCUGUCGCCUUUGUCAGGGAAAAUAUCAGUGGCUGUUCGUGGACUGAAACAAGAUUUGGUUUCCGCGGAUACAGGAAAAGGUUUUAAGCCCUACGUUAAAUCGGCUUCGUCAUCAAUGUCGACAAAUCCAUCGGAUCGGUGCGCCCCUGCAAUAUCUGCCAAAUCGCCGUCAAAUGGCUUACUGUUGGAUAAAGUUGGUAGUGUGAAUCCUGUCGUUCCACGGAAGGAACCGGUGUUUCUGCUGCAGUCGCGUGAUUCGGCAGCCGAUCGUGGUUCGGAAGAGCCGCGUGCAUUGGCGGCAUCGCCAGCAAAUUUCCGCUGUGAUGCGCCCGCUGCGUGGAAUGGGCUCCCGCCAACCGGGAGCGGCUACUUUUUGCCGCCUUCUUGGUGGUCACUGUGGAUGCAGCACAGCAUUCUCCCAUCGUACUUUUAUAGUCCCGUCACUCCCACUCAGUUACAAAACAAGUUGGAAGAUGAACAAUUUCGAGCGCUGCUUAUCGCGGUACCGAUACCGGAGCACUGGUGCUGUUUCCUCUAUUACGAGUUGGAUCAACAGAUUGGAGAUAUAUUCGAUGUGCCGGCAGCCGAUACCACCAUUUACAUCGAUGGACACGAAAAAGCGGGUCAUGCCAACCAGUACUGCCUGGGCCUGCUGACAAAUCCCCACCGUAGUGAGGCAGUGAUACAGGCUCGUCGCCUGAUCGACGAUGGAAUCGAACUCGCCACCAAGCCUGGCGGCGACGUCUGGUUGCGGUGUCUGAGUCCGCAAGGAGUCUACCUGCAGAGCUACAGCCUGAACUGCGCAGCCGGACGUACUCCGGGUGACGCUGUGCAUAUGCUGCACCAUCGUGGAGAAAUGAAGAUAUUUGAUCUUCGCCAGUUCGUAUCCCAUAUGAAGACUGUGGUCCUGGAUGAGCAGCCUGACGAUGACGAUGCUCGCGGUCGCAUUCGGGCUGAUCUGCAUCGCCUCGGCGUGAUUCGGUUGAGUUUCGCCCACACCUUUGCCACUCCCCGACAACCCGUCGAGCGCAUGCCUUGCUGGAUUGAGAUUCGCUUAAAAUGGCCGCACCGAUUAAUCGAGGCAGUAAUCCGGGAUGUGGACGAAACGGAUACGAGCGAUGAGGAAGUGGAUGUCGAUUGAGGCAGUUUGGCUUUUAAACUGAAUGAAAACCGGCCGUACCAUCCUCGAGAUGUUUUGUUUGAAUGGAGUGAUCAAGAAGUGCUCAUUACAAUUUACAAUCUUUUAUGUAUAUUUGCGGCUUCCCGUUGCCUUGGUUGCUUGGACUGUUUUCAUGGUGCAACCAGCAGUGUUAUACGUUUUGACUGUUGCACGGCGUAACUUUCCUAGAUUGGUUUUACUUUUUUCUAUGUUUUUUAGUUGAAUUGCGUCUUGUCUUGGUGGUUUACGAGUGCGGUUGUUGCUGAACCUAUGAUGAGAGUGAUUACAGAAACGCUACCCUAGUGCUUACAU